AUGAUUCCUGCCGGCACUUCAGGACAGGCAGAAACAGCACCCCGUGAAAAUGCCAUAGAAAUGAUAGAAGAGGAGCGGGAUGUCCAAUCUGGAAGUGACAGAUGUGAGACCAGAGAGGUCCCUUCUGUUUCCAACAACAGACAAGACAGAGCAAAUGAAUCAUUCCUAUCCUUCAGCUUUCCUCAGAAACUAUGGAAAAUGCUGGAAAGUGAUCAGUUUCGGUCUGUUUGGUGGAGUAAUGGUGGAAAACACGUGGCAAUCGAUGAACAACUCUUCAAAGAGGAGGUCCUAGGCAGGGAAGGACCUUCACGGAUUUUUGCCAAGAAGAGCAUGAAGAGUUUCCUCAAGCAUAUGAAGCUCUACGGAUUCACUGAAAUACAGCAGGAUUCCCAAAGAUCUGCUUCCUUGGCUGAAUUCCUAGCUGAAGAAGCAGCAUAUUCUGCUCACAGCCAGGUACUGUAUUACUACUGCCCUAGCUUUAACCGAGAGCAUCCCCACCUCCUGGAGAAGUGCAAGAGAAAAGCUGGUGUCAAAAGGAGAGCCCUAGAUGCACUUGAAUUGGGUGAAAACAUCCCCCCACAACCUGCACAAGUCAGAAGACUCCCAAGGCUGCAGGGGAGACGCAAGUAUAUCUACCUGCGAUAA
Messenger RNA from Dryobates pubescens (Downy woodpecker), 645 nucleotides. RefSeq names its product heat shock transcription factor, Y-linked. The transcript has 2 exons. NCBI's taxonomy places the organism in Eukaryota, Metazoa, Chordata, Aves, Piciformes, Picidae. The record is from RefSeq and is a predicted model, not a curated record. Gene Ontology annotation, biological process: regulation of DNA-templated transcription. Bases 1 to 645 code for a protein of 214 amino acids. Gene Ontology annotation, molecular function: sequence-specific DNA binding; DNA-binding transcription factor activity.